Eubalaena glacialis (North Atlantic right whale) is the source of this 1335-nucleotide messenger RNA. RefSeq names its product transmembrane protein 26 (gene TMEM26). Lineage: Eukaryota; Metazoa; Chordata; Mammalia; Artiodactyla; Balaenidae. Bases 66 to 1172 code for a protein of 368 amino acids. The record is from RefSeq and is a predicted model, not a curated record. The transcript has 6 exons.
GGGUGCUCCCGGCGGCGGGGUCUGCGGGGCGCGGCGCGGGGCGCGGGCAGAGCGCGCCGGGCGGCAUGGAGGGACUGGUCCUGCUCAACGCCCUGGCCACCCGGCUGCUCUUCGUGCUGCACUCGCUGGUUGGAGUCUGGCGAGUGACCGAGGUGAAGAAGGAGCCGUGGUACUGGCUGCUGGCGCUGCUCAACCUCUUGCUUUUUCUGGAGACGGCGCUGACCCUCAAAUUCAAGCGCGGCAGAGGCUACAAAUGGUUUUCACCAGCCAUAUUUUUAUAUCUGAUUAGCAUUGUUCCAUCAUUAUGGCUUCUUGAAAUGCACCAUGAGACCCAGUAUUGCAGUAGCCAAUCUGAAGGAAUGUCAAAGAACACCAGCACCAAAGAAGACUUCAAUCAAACUAGGUUGUCAACUCAACAAACCAACAGAGCGGAUGAUCUCAUUGAGACGGCCAAAGUUUUUGUAAAUAACUUAUCUACAGUAUGCGAGAAAGUUUGGACUUUGGGACUCCAUCAGACAUUCCUGCUAAUGCUAAUAAUUGGAAGAUGGCUUCUACCCAUUGGAGGCGGGAUUACUCGGGAUCAACUCUCUCAACUUCUCCUUAUGUUUGUGGGGACAGCUGCUGACAUACUGGAAUUUACAAGUGAGACCCUGGAAGAAGCAAAUGUGAGGAAUAGCCCUGCUCUGGUCUAUGCCAUCCUUGUUAUAUGGACUUGGAGCAUGCUGCAGUUUCCACUUGACCUGGCAGUACAGCAUGUUGUGUGCCCUGUGUCUAUGACAACAAGGGGGUUCCCCAGCCGGUUCUUUUGCCAAUACAGUGCCGAUCUGUGGAAUAUUGGAAUCAGCAUCUUCAUACAAGACGGUCCUUUCCUUGUUGUGCGACUCGUACUGAUGACCUAUUUCAAAGUGAUCAACCAGAUGCUGGUGUUCUUUGCUGCCAAGAACUUCCUGGUGGUGGUGUUACAGCUCUACCGCCUGGUGGUGUUGGCCUUGGUUGUCCAUGCUUCCUUGCGAAGUCAGCAAGAACGCCUGAAAGGAGAGCACAGACGCCCAGCUGUUCCAGCUGAGAGUGGGGUCUCACCUGGGGCCUGGGCAGGUGGUUCGAAGGAGGGCUUGGCUCUUCCUUUACAGGCCUUGCUGGUCACCUCCGACGACUCUCACCUGACCCCAUAGUUAGUCACCGAGAGCAGCGUGCCGCCAGAAGGCUUGACUUUCUGGUUCCUACAGACAGAAUCUUCUCUCUCUCUCUCUGUCUCUUUUUUUUUAACCUUGGCAUAUAAUAAUUUUCAAAAGAACAACAUAAAAAGUGAUCUUAAACCAAAGCCGAGGAACUUCU